Messenger RNA from Pocillopora damicornis (cauliflower coral), 1550 nucleotides. Its product is annotated as tubulin beta-4B chain. Gene Ontology annotation, biological process: microtubule-based process. NCBI's taxonomy places the organism in Eukaryota, Metazoa, Cnidaria, Anthozoa, Scleractinia, Pocilloporidae. The record is from RefSeq and is a predicted model, not a curated record. Gene Ontology annotation, cellular component: microtubule. Gene Ontology annotation, molecular function: structural constituent of cytoskeleton; GTP binding; GTPase activity.
UAAAACACUUCCAAAAUGCGUGAAAUUGUUCAUAUGCAAGCAGGCCAGUGUGGAAAUCAAAUUGGCGCCAAAUUCUGGGAGGUCAUCUCGGAUGAGCACGGCAUCGAUCCAACAGGAACCUACCACGGAGAUUCCGACCUCCAGUUGGAGAGAAUUAAUGUUUAUUACAACGAAGCUACAGGUGGAAAAUAUGUCCCGCGCGCUGUUUUAGUCGAUUUAGAACCAGGUACUAUGGAUUCUGUGAGAUCUGGUCCAUUUGGGCAAAUAUUUAGACCAGACAACUUUGUCUUUGGCCAAUCUGGAGCAGGGAAUAACUGGGCAAAAGGACAUUACACCGAAGGAGCGGAAUUAGUUGAUUCAGUACUAGACGUUGUUCGCAAAGAAGCCGAGGGUUGCGAUUGCGUUCAAGGCUUCCAGCUUACACACUCUUUGGGCGGCGGAACCGGCUCGGGUAUGGGAACCCUUCUUAUCUCGAAGAUCAGAGAAGAAUAUCCAGACAGAAUCAUGAACACAUUCAGCGUCGUGCCAUCACCAAAAGUAUCAGACACCGUUGUGGAGCCUUACAACGCCACACUGUCCGUCCAUCAGUUGGUUGAGAACACCGAUGAAACAUACUGCAUCGACAAUGAAGCACUCUACGAUAUCUGCUUCAGAACUCUGAAGCUUACCACACCAACCUAUGGUGAUUUGAACCACCUUGUAUCAGCUACCAUGAGCGGUGUAACAACUUGCCUUCGAUUCCCUGGCCAGUUGAAUGCUGAUCUCAGAAAAUUGGCUGUGAACAUGGUUCCUUUCCCGCGUCUUCACUUCUUCAUGCCUGGAUUUAUCGGCAACAGCACAGCCAUCCAGGAACUGUUCAAACGCAUUAGCGAACAGUUUACCGCUAUGUUCAGGCGCAAAGCUUUCUUGCAUUGGUACACUGGAGAGGGUAUGGAUGAGAUGGAGUUCACUGAGGCCGAAUCCAACAUGAACGAUCUUGUGUCUGAAUAUCAGCAAUACCAAGAUGCCACAGCAGAAGACGAAGGAGAGUUUGACGAGGAAGAAGAGGAAGGAGAGGGCGAAGCUGCAUAAAUCAGAGAAUCGCUUGUUAAACACAGUCGUAAUAUUUUAAUUCAUCGACAGGAAGAAACUAUUAUAUAUCAGUCCUUUAUAAUGAGUCUGUUGUAUCGGAACUCUCCCUAUAGAAAUGUGUACAUACAAUCAUAUAUCGUACUAUCGGGGAGAACUUUAUUUUAGAUUGAAGACAACUUUCUUUUUGUUGUCAUUUGCGUCUUUCUCUCUUGACAUAGCCCUCCUAAACUCUUCUCACACAGAGCAUAGGAGAUUCGCAAAGUGUGAAGGGAAUCUACAGCGGAAUUUUCCCUGCAAAACCUUAGUUGAUCAGUUGAUUUCUUGGCAUUCAUACCGCGAUAACCCGCUACAAAAUCUUAUUAUAUGAUAACCAGGCCACAAAAUCUUGCAACUAAUGACGUGGUAUAUUUUUCAUGGGCAUUUGUCAUUUUGUACUCACACUCUGUUAAUAAAAUAACGAUCAGCCGAAGUGUUGAUUG